This is a messenger RNA of Chara braunii, 2649 nucleotides long. The record is from the annotation of a GenBank genome assembly. Lineage: Eukaryota; Viridiplantae; Streptophyta; Charophyceae; Charales; Characeae.
GCCGUCCCUUUUGUGAGAACGCGGUGGAGUUGGACUGCUGAUCUGCGACAGCGGACAGAUGGCGCAGUCGGUUGUUCGCGAGGCAACAUCUGGUGCACUUCUGAGCAUGCUUUGCACGAGCCACCGGCUACGAUCGAACACGGGUCCGGGACAUGCAGCGUGUCGAGAUUGGUGCCUGUGUCACCAGAGGAGCGCUCUGCAACCUCUUGGUCCUGCACAUGGAGGUGGGAGGCUCCCUGUCUUCGAUAAGCUGUGCUCAGUCCGCGGAUGUGGAAGCUGCGUGGAAUGUUCCUGCUUCUUAAAGCGUCGGUGCAGCGACGGUCUGCUCGGCGACCAUAGCAGACGCUUCGCGUCUGAUCUAUCGCCAGAGUCGCCUAGCUUAGGGCGCCGUAGCGACUCGUCGACGCCGCCGCCGUUGCAGGAGCAUGCGGAAUCGGGAUGGGCUCGAGAUUCCCUGAGCGCUCGGUAUAAUUGCUUGUCGACAUCGUCAGUUUGCAGGGCGGUUCAUGCGCCUGACGUGUUGCCCUUGCCUUCCAAUUCGCCCGAGGUGGCCUCCACAGGAAAACGGAGGAGGGGUGUAAAGGUCGCUGAGGGUGGUCCCGCUGCCGCCGGCAGCGAAAGGGAAGCGGGGAAUGUUUCUUCCCAGUCCACAGCGACAUCUUCCCGUGGGGAGGGAACAACGGCGGUGACUGCGCCACCUAUCCGUUCCCCGAAGAAGACGGGCAAUUCCACAGGAGCGUCUCCGUCAUCGUCAUCUUUUGGGUCCCCGCCCCGACUUCAGACUCCAGACAAGGAACAGAACAAGCGGAACGAACGGUUUGGCAAUGCUAACAGGAGGAAAAGGGCAAACGCGCCGCUGCUCGAUCCUGUCCAAGCCAUGUGGCUGGAAGCUCUGGAAGCUGCGAAGCUAACGAUAGAACAGAAUAUGCGCGACAAGAAAGAGAAGCAAAAGGACAAACAGGGGUUGACUGGCAGGUCUGGUUUGGUUGCAGGACAGCGGCCGGAGCAGAGACAAGAAAAGACGGCAACGUCCACAUGGAGGGAUGCAGAGUCACCCCAGCAGGCGGUGAAAGGAGCUGGAAAGGAAAACAGCUAUGUGCGGAAAGAACUUCAACAAGACGGCAAAGGAGCAAGGCAUAGGAAAGUGUCAGUGAAUUCCGCUCCGGAAUUGGCUGACAGCAGAAGCGGGACACCGAAGGCAGGAGGCGAGGCUGGGGUUGAUAGUAAAAAGACUCAGCAGCGUCCGUCUAUUCCACAGCUGCAGCUGCAGUUAUUGAAGAAACAGCAGCAGAAAAGGCAGCAGCAGCAGCAGCAGCAGCAGCAGCAGCAGCAGCAGCAGCAACAACAACAACAACAACAACAACAACAACAACAGCAGCAGUGGAAGCGCCAAGUGGCGCAACCACAACAAGCGACCCAGCAUCUUUCGCGGCAAGCAGCGAGAGCGGGACAAUGGCAAGAGAACACUGCGAGUCAGGGACAAUUCCAGAUACAAGAAGAAGAAGAAGAAGAAGAAGAAGAAGAAGAAGAAGAAGAAGAAGAAGAAGGGGAAGAGCAGAGGCUGAAACGCGGACAUUACCACGGAGAGCAGCAGGAGAAGCGUGACCAAGGGGAGGAGGGGCAUAUUGUGAAGAAAUCAGGCGACAAGGGGGUAAAAACUCAGCAAGUGCAAAAGAAGGGAGAAAGGCAGAGGAGCAGUGAGUGUCUUGAUCCUUCGAUCUCUGGCAAUGUUAUCGGGAAAGAUAGUGAGCAGCUGUCAUCGUUUGCUCCGCACAGGCCUUCACAGUCUGGAUUGCUGCAUCGCUCGCCGGCAAGUGAUGUGAGUGUGUUUGGGCCAUGGAUCGAACCCGGGAAAACGUUGAGCAGUAGAGGGAGCAAGGUGCACUUCAAUAAUCAGCUGGUUCAGGAGGCUGUCCGUGCGUUGAAUUUGCGCACAGCAAAGGGACUGGUGGGUGGUAAGAGUGUGAGGGAGGUGAUGACAGACCUAGAUGGCCGCGUAGCCAUCGUUGAUGUGAACCAGAUUGUGAGGGAGCUGGGAAAUCGAGGCAACUGGAGCUCUGCAAUGGACGUCUUUCGUUGGAUGAGAGAGAAAUCGACGGCCGGGAAAGCAAACUACGAACCAAUUAUCCGCCCAAAUGAAGCGACAUAUCAGAUUCUAAUUGGUUUAAUGGCGAGGUGUAAGAGGGACGAUCUCGCGAGUGAGGUUAUGGACUACAUGCACGAAGAUGGUGUUCAGCCCGGUCACAUCGAGUACGCAUCCCUGAUCGUGGCGCAUGUUCGGAGUGGGAAGGUGCAGAAAGCGUUAUCUUCCCUCCAAAAGAUGCGGAACGCAGGGCUGAAACCCACCCUGUACCUAUACAACCUUGUCAUCGAUGCGGCUAUGAAGUCGAGUGCCACGUGGCGCGCCGGCAGAAGGCUAUUCCAAGUUAUGCAGCAAGAGGGGAUUCAACCCGACAAAGUGGCCUUCUCCACAAUCAUCACUGGGCUCAGCAGAAACAGGGCGUACGUGGAUGCCGUGAACAUGCACAAGCAGAUGGAAAACUGCAAUUUCCUUCCCGAUCGAUUCCUCACCAACACGGUGCUCACUUGCCAGAGCAAGAGCGGUGUGUAGCCUACCAUUUUCAACCCAAUAUCGAUGUAUGUAAACUU